CUCGGUGGACAUUAGGCUUUGACCGGCCUGUCAUCCGAAUCCACCCCACUCACAGGAGGCCUUCCGGUCGGUAUCCGGGCGGCAGCUUGCCGGCUUGGCAGCAUCGUCAAGAGUCGAGACGUCAACGUCCCAACCCUCCUCCACUGCCGCCUUCACAUUGCAAUGUGACACCAUGAACGAGCCCAUGUUCACCGUGAUCAGGGCAGCGGCUGAGAAGCAGUACCAUGCCAAACGUCCCCACCGCAAGUCCAGGACAGGAUGCCGCAACUGCAAGGCCCGCAAAGUCAAGUGCGACGAAGGCCGCCCAGCCUGCCGCGCAUGCACAGCACGGAGCGAGACAUGCGAGUACCCGGUGCUGCCCAAGCGCGCCCUUUCUAAUUCACCCGUGAGGGAGUCCCAGUCGACUGCGCUUGCACCGCCAACCAACCAUGUCCUACUCGAGAAGCCACCGCUUGUAAAGGAGCCCCUGUUCUUGCCCACCGGCCGCGACGAGGUCGACAUGCGACUACUAUGGUUUUACACGACAAAUACCUGGGCCUCGUACUCAAGCGGCGCGCUCAAGAUACGCCAAGUCGACAAGGUACUUAGAGAGACCGUUGUCCAGCAUGCCUUUGCCCAUCCGUUCCUGAUGAACUGUCUCCUGGGGCUCGCCGCCAUGCACAUCAACCACUGCAAGAUCCGUGACCUUGGCGUCCCGGUGUCAAGGGAGUACUUCUACCGCGCAAAGGCUUUUGAGACGUACCGACAUGCCCUCCAGGUCGCAGAUCCGGCCACAUACCCCGCCCUGCUCGCCUGCUCGCUGUUUCUCUGCGGCCUGUCGACCGACGGGUUCCGCGGCGACGACGCCAAACCGCUCUACAUACUGGAUUGGAUCAUGCUGUGGCGAGGCAUCGGCACUAUAGCUGACAUUAUCAAAGACCCCGCGCUGUUCAAGACGGACGUUGCGGCCCUUCUCUCCCGGCCAGAGGUUGACUUGGCUGCGUCGGCCCGUCAUCUCCCAAACCAUCUUCUCUUCAUGGUCGCGUCCAUCAAGCAGGGGGAUCCCGAGUACCCCCUUAUCCAGCCUUACUAUUGCGGCCUGCAAUACCUCGGCUCCCUCUACCUUGAGCUCUCAAACGGCUUCAGCCUACUGCUGUGGCUACGCAUCGCUACCUUCUUGACUUAUCUGCCCAGCGAGUUCGUUGAUGCUGCCCGUCAACGGAAGCCGCGCGCUCUUAUUAUCCUCGCCCACUACCUUGUGUUUCUAAAGUUCACGGGUGACCGUGUCUGGUGGAUGCAAGGCAUCAGCAACAACGAAAUUCCAAACAUAUGCAACUUUUUGGGACCGAAAUGGGCAUCCAUGCUCCGCGUUCCUAUGUCCGCUCUUCUGCUCACCGACCACAAGGAGAUUGCCAAGCUGUUGCUAGAGAAUCCUUGCUGGGAGCCAGCCCUAGAGAACCCAGAGAAACCCCCGUUGGCCUCUGUUUAUGAGGGGAUUGCGACUCGAGCGCUGACAGAGGUUAAACAAAUCACUGAACAGGCCCGAGCCUACCAAGAACGGAGACUCACACCAUAAGAAGACCUAUAAUGCAGACAAUCAUGAAUGUAGGCCUAUGGUCAGGUCUGGUUUGGUUCGCUCGCGGUCCCAAGAAUCCAUGGAAUUUCAACGAAAUCUAGUAUUGGAUGCAACAGCCGAGUGCUCGUCGACUGCACGAUACCCACCUUCAAGCCUCGCCGGACCACCAAGCAAGCUUGCUCUCGCCAUCCUUACAACCCGAACCACUGCUCGCUGGCCGUCAAGUUCGCCGGCACGCUGUGUCCGACGCCAGUCGCAUAAAUCCCCUGCACAAACUCGCCAUAGUUGUCCGUCUGGUAGUUGCGCUCCGGAUAGUUCUUCAAGCUGCUGGUUGGCGUUUGGCUAACGCCAAACACGUUCGUCCACUGCUUGAUCGUCUCCUGGUAGUUUGCCGGUGCGAGGGUGCCAUCGGUGCUGCCGUGCCAGAUCUGCAUCUUUGGCCGCGGCCCGGUGUAUCCAGGGUAC
Canariomyces notabilis is the source of this 2020-nucleotide messenger RNA. RefSeq lists its product as uncharacterized. Gene Ontology annotation, biological process: regulation of transcription by RNA polymerase II. Lineage: Eukaryota; Fungi; Ascomycota; Sordariomycetes; Sordariales; Chaetomiaceae. Gene Ontology annotation, molecular function: DNA-binding transcription activator activity, RNA polymerase II-specific; zinc ion binding. The coding region runs from base 173 to 1555 and encodes 460 amino acids. The transcript has a single exon. The record is from RefSeq and is a predicted model, not a curated record.